AUGCACCUUUUUUCCCGACAUGCCUUGUAGCAAUAUGGCUGCCGCCGAGUUUUCACAACAUUGACGAUUGUGCUAAUGGGGAGCCUGUUCUUGAACUUGUGACAACAUUGAAUGUUUUAGUUGUUUUUUUUCAAGCGGACUGUGGAAAAAUGCCGAGAUAUUACGAGGAUAAAGAGGUCGACCACAGAGCAUGCUCAGGCCUGAGAGAAGACUUUAAAGAAUGUCUCCUUACACACGACUGUGUCGUGAAGGAGGGUAAACUACCAAGUGAGUGUCUGAAGGAAGGCCACUGCAAAGCCCUGCAGGCUUCAUUCUUUGAGUGCAAGAGGUCUAUGAUGGACCCAAGGUCGAGAUUCAGAGGAAGGAAAGGAGAUUGAGGAACCAAUUUGUGUCAAUAUUUGGUUGGGAAAAUACUGGUUGAACUUCUGUUCAUGUUCAACUUUAAGUCAAACAUAAGUUUAUGAAGAAUGUCCAAAACAAAUAACUAAACACAAAAGAAAAAACCUGACACACACUGUCAAUGUAAAGGAGUUUCACCUCAUUGUAUAUUUUUGUGUUUUGAUUUCCUGUGCUGUGACUGGGGAGUAAUGUGUUUGUGUAAACAGAACUUUCACAUCAAAACAAUUCUAUUAUUGUAUCAUUACUAAGAGUUUAAUAAUCAAUUACAAAAAUCUA
Cynoglossus semilaevis (tongue sole) is the source of this 675-nucleotide messenger RNA. It is a transcript of the gene coa5, whose product is annotated as cytochrome C oxidase assembly factor 5. Gene Ontology annotation, cellular component: mitochondrion. The transcript has 3 exons. The record is from RefSeq and is a predicted model, not a curated record. The coding region runs from base 150 to 377 and encodes 75 amino acids. Lineage: Eukaryota; Metazoa; Chordata; Actinopteri; Pleuronectiformes; Cynoglossidae. Gene Ontology annotation, biological process: mitochondrial respiratory chain complex IV assembly.